AUGAGGGGACCUGAGCCUCAUCCGAGUCACCGUGGCUCGUCGCCUGCCAUCCGAACCUUCGCUCCAGACGGCCGCACCUUGGAAGCAGGAUCAACCGGAGUGCCAAGAUCUCCUUCGCCCCUCCGAGCGGCCUCCCUGGACGUCCGCGCCGCGCCCCUGGCCCACGGCUCGCUGGCUUCCCUUGCUGACUCACCCACGCCUUCCAGUCCUCGGCACCUGCCUCCAAGAUGUCUGUCCCCUCUGCUGAUGCCUCCAAGACGGAUAGACCGGAGCAACUCUCUAGUAGAGAGCAGCAGCGGCUUGGGCCCCCUGAGCCCCGGCGCUGGGGCCUCCGUCAGCGCCCUUGGAGCCCUGCAGCCGGACCUGUACACCAAGCGGGAGGCGCCCCUGGUCAUCGAGCUGGAGGGCGCGGGGCCCUCGCUAGGGCGCAUCCACCUUCGGCUGAAGUACGACUUUGACCGGUCUGAUUUGGAAGUGCAUCUUAUUGAGGCUCACGACCUGGCAGGCUAUGAAGCGGGCGGCUUCAACGACCCAUACGUCCGAGUGACUCUCCUACCCGAGGUGGACACCCGCGUGCGGCAGACGCCUGUACACCGGAAUGAGGCCAACCCCUUCUUUGACCAGCACUUUAAGUUUCCUGUGUCGCAUGAUGACUUAGGCGACAAGGUGCUGCUGUUGCAGGUCUUCGAUUAUGACAGAUUCUCCCGCAACGAGGUGAUGGGGUCAGCCAAGGUUCCCUUAUCCCGCGUGGAGGUAGCAGGAGGCGCCGAGGUCUGGGCAGAGCUGUCCCGCGAGAGACGCCCUCCAGAGGAGCUGCAGGAACUCCUGCUGUCUCUAUCGUACCUGCCCUCAGCAGAACGGCUCACCGUGGUCGUUCUGAAGGCGCGGAAUCUGCUGCCACCGCAAGAGGGAAAGGAUGCUUUGGAUGUAUUUGUCAAGGUAUAUCUCCUCGUGAACGGGAAGAGAGUGAAAAAGAAGAAAACAAAUAGGAAAGAGAUAAACAAUCCCGUCUGGAACGAGGCUCUAUCGUUCAGCCUGCCAUCUGCCAAUCUUCAAGAGGCUUCAAUCGAGGUGUGCGUGGUGACCGGCGGCGGCAGCGGACUGGUGGUGGGCUGGUGUUGCGUGGGCGCCGCGGAGCCCGCCGCCGAGGGGCGUCACUGGGCCCAGAUGGCGCACGAGACGAGGAAGGCGGUGGCCAUGUGGCACACGCUCAGAUAGGCGCACAACAGUUAUCAUAACAAAUACUUCUAAGUAUUACUAGACAAGAUCAGGAAAGGCCGAUUUGCACCAUCUUACUUUAACUUUGACAAACGUCAAAAAUCUGUCAAACUCCAUAGAAAAGGCACCGGUUA
This is a messenger RNA of Ostrinia nubilalis (European corn borer), 1352 nucleotides long. Its product is annotated as synaptotagmin-5. Lineage: Eukaryota; Metazoa; Arthropoda; Insecta; Lepidoptera; Crambidae. Gene Ontology annotation, molecular function: SNARE binding; calcium-dependent phospholipid binding; clathrin binding. Bases 1 to 1218 code for a protein of 405 amino acids. Gene Ontology annotation, biological process: regulation of calcium ion-dependent exocytosis; regulation of dopamine secretion; calcium-ion regulated exocytosis. Gene Ontology annotation, cellular component: exocytic vesicle; plasma membrane. The transcript has 7 exons. The record is from RefSeq and is a predicted model, not a curated record.